CCAAAAAGAAAACUUUCCCCUUUUUCCAUAAUAAACCUCAAAGCCGUCCUCCCUCAGCCCCCCACCCCCGCCCGUCCUCGGUGCUCCUGGCUUGUCUGCCUUCUAGCAGCGGGUUCAGGGAAGUGUUGAGGGGGCGGAUUGUCUUGAUUUUCUCCACAUCGUGCUUAGCCAAUAACUGUUGUGCACAUCUCAGCUGGCAGACAUUUAAAAGGGAGACAGUCCGGCGCUGGAGCAAUUUGUAUUAAACCCCCCUUGGCCCCUGCCUAUGGAGCGCCUUGUCUCCCACCCAUCCACAGUCCCACCAGAGAGCAGUCUGCUGCUGUAGGAAGAACUGACAGGAUCUCACCAUCCCUCUUGGAGCAUCGGGGACUCACGCAGGAUGGCCGUCUCGAGGCGUAUUGUCUGCGGUAUGGUUUUCAUCAUUGGGCUGCUGUCCUCUCCCGCGGCCUCAAAAAGGAACCGAGCCUCACAAGGGGCCAUUCCUCAUCCUGACAAAAACAACCCAAACGAAUCGGAGCAGCAACCGCAGCCUCCGCAGGCGGGCUCCGGGUCCAGGCAGAGGCCCGGCUCGUCCUCGCCCGCCGACGAAGUGCUGGAGUCCAGCCAGGAAGCCCUGCACGUGACGGAGCGGCAGUAUUUGAAACGGGACUGGUGCAAAACGCAGCCGCUCAAACAGACGAUCCACGAGGAGGGCUGCGUCAGCCGCACCGUCAUCAACCGCUUCUGCUACGGGCAGUGCAACUCCUUCUACAUCCCGCGGCACAUCCGCAGGGAGGAGAGUGCCUUCCAGUCCUGCUCCUUCUGCAAACCCAAGCGCUUCACCACCAUGACGUUUACCUUGACUUGUCCGGACCAGCAGCCCCCCACCAAGAAGAAGCGCAUCCAGCGCGUCAAACAGUGCCGCUGCAUUUCCAUAGACCUGGACUAAACACGCAGUUAUAAUCCUUUUUGUUUACUUUUGUCAAACUCUCAUUCUUCCAGGACGGGAUUGUUGGGAGAUGCACCAAAUCUCUUCUCUUGCACAUAAAAAAAACUGGCAUCGUUGUAGAUUUAAAGUCACACUGCACGGAAAGUCCGACUUUUAAAAACGGGCACAUUUUACGCACGGCUUCCUCACCUCACCUCAGCUGCAGAAGCAGGAAAAAAAAGAUGAAGAAACAGGACUGCAAAAAGGCUUGGUUUUAUUUAAAGACUCACGGUUCCAAACCCCACUGUUUACAUCCAAUCCCGCAUUUUUCCGCAUGUUUUUUUGUAGAACUGGAUGUUUCCACUGUGUGGAAUUCUUGACGAAUGAAUUUGUAAAUGAAAAAAAAAAGUGAUUUUCUUUUUUAUAAAGUUCGAUUUUUCAAGAAUCUGUCAACCUAAAAACGAUUUCUGUGAAUGUCGAAGUUUGGUACAUUUGUUUGUUUUAUUAUAGUUUUUUUUUUAUAUAAGUUGGAAUCUAUUCAGUAGCCUUUUAGAGACGGAAAAAUAUUCCUGUUCAUGUGGACAAUGUACAGUGUUGGUUUAGUAUCGAGAUUAAAUAGUUUUAAAAUGUAAAGCCAAUAUUUGAUUUAAUUGGUUUGUUUAUUCUGUUGAUUAAAUUAUCCAUGAAAACUCAAUAAACUGAUGCUGUGAUAAAAAUA
Molecule: messenger RNA, 1625 nt
Organism: Austrofundulus limnaeus
Lineage: Eukaryota; Metazoa; Chordata; Actinopteri; Cyprinodontiformes; Rivulidae
Gene: grem1b
Product: gremlin 1b
Exons: 2
Coding region: 380-928 (182 amino acids)
Biological process (GO): animal organ morphogenesis
Molecular function (GO): BMP binding; receptor ligand activity
Source: RefSeq, a predicted model, not a curated record